This is a messenger RNA of Hippopotamus amphibius kiboko, 1460 nucleotides long. RefSeq names its product ring finger protein 126 (gene RNF126). The record is from RefSeq and is a predicted model, not a curated record. Gene Ontology annotation, biological process: protein ubiquitination. The coding region runs from base 112 to 1161 and encodes 349 amino acids. Gene Ontology annotation, cellular component: cytoplasm. NCBI's taxonomy places the organism in Eukaryota, Metazoa, Chordata, Mammalia, Artiodactyla, Hippopotamidae. Gene Ontology annotation, molecular function: ubiquitin protein ligase activity. The transcript is spliced from 9 exons.
UGCGUGAGCGUGCGUGGGCGCGUCGGCCGGCGAGGGAGCAGCAAACGGCCGGCGGCGGGCGGCGGGCGCCGCGCGCGGGGGGCGGGCGGCGCGGAGGAGGCGGCGGUGGCCAUGGCCGAGGCGUCGCCGCAGCCCGGACGGUACUUCUGCCACUGCUGCUCGGUCGAGAUCGUGCCGCGCCUGCCGGAUUACAUCUGCCCAAGAUGCGAGUCUGGGUUUAUCGAGGAGCUUCCAGAAGAGACCAGGAGUGCAGAGAACGGCGCGGCCCCCUCCACAGCCCCCGCGGACCAGAGCCGGCAGCAGCCGUUCGAGAACGUGGACCAGCCCCUGUUCACGCUGCCGCAGGGCUACGGGCACUUCGCGUUCGGCAUCUUUGACGACAGCUUCGAGCUCCCCACGUUCCCCCCCGGGGCGCAGGCCGAUGACGGCAGGGACACCGAGAGCCGGAGGGAGAGAGAGCAGCACUCCCGGCACCGGUACGGCGCCCGACAGCCCCGCGCCCGCCUCACCGCGCGGCGGGCCACCGGCCGACACGAAGGCGUCCCCACGCUGGAAGGGAUCAUCCAGCAGCUGGUCAACGGCAUCAUCACGCCGGCCGCCAUCCCCAGCCUGGGCCUGGGCCCCUGGGGCGUCCUGCACUCAAACCCCAUGGACUACGCCUGGGGGGCCAACGGCCUGGACGCCAUCAUCACACAGCUCCUCAAUCAGUUUGAAAACACGGGCCCCCCGCCCGCAGACAAGGAGAAAAUCCAGGCCCUCCCCACCGUCCCUGUGACCGAGGAGCACGUCGGCUCCGGGCUGGAGUGCCCCGUGUGCAAGGACGACUACGGGCUGGGGGAGCGCGUGCGGCAGCUGCCCUGCAACCACCUCUUCCACGACGGCUGCAUCGUGCCCUGGCUGGAGCAGCUCGCCCGGCAACGAGAACCCGGCCAGCAGCUCCUGAGCGCCCCGGCCGGCCCCCAGGGCGAGCCCCGGGCCGCGGGUCGGGUCGGCGGGCGCCGCGGCCCCCACACCCCCUGCGCCCGCGGACGGCGGUGCCGCCGGGCCCGCCGCGGCAGGGGCUCGGAGGACCCGCCCCGCCAGGCAGCGGAGGGAGCCCGGCCUCCCCAGGGACGGGCCAGGCACCGGGCACGCGCCGCCUCCCCUCCCGUCGGUCACUGACCUCACCCUCUACGUGUUCAACGGCGGAAAGGUUUUUAUAAUUUUAAAUUAUUACUGCUUUGAAAUAAAUGGACGUUUGCGCUCACCCGCGGCCCUGCGUGAUCUGUGGAGAGACGGGCGGAGCCGCGCGCCGGGGGCCCGGCCGCACGGACAGGCCACCGCGCCCCACCCUGAGCAGGGGCCCGGGACCACCAGGAUGACCAGCGGCACGCGGACAAGAUUGCCCCGACAGACGUUUUUUAAAGGAGAGGAUGUGUGUAUCUCGAAAGCUAUUUAAAAAUACACCCACUUAGAAAGAA